Molecule: messenger RNA, 441 nt
Organism: Stegostoma tigrinum
Lineage: Eukaryota; Metazoa; Chordata; Chondrichthyes; Orectolobiformes; Stegostomatidae
Product: interleukin-8-like
Exons: 4
Coding region: 56-346 (96 amino acids)
Biological process (GO): neutrophil chemotaxis; cellular response to lipopolysaccharide; antimicrobial humoral immune response mediated by antimicrobial peptide
Cellular component (GO): extracellular region
Molecular function (GO): chemokine activity; CXCR chemokine receptor binding
Source: RefSeq, a predicted model, not a curated record
GCUGAGAGAGAGGCACUGAAGUAGACAGAAGAUCUAUUUGGCAACAAAGUCAAAGAUGAACAGAGCAACAGCUGUAAUGACUGUCAUCCUGCUCUUGUGUUCUAUUGCUGCACAGGGUAUUCCAAUCCCAGGCAUUCUAGGACGGUGUCGGUGUCCAAGGACCAUCUCCAACUUUAUUGAUCCGAGGAUCAUCAAGAAUUUACAAUACAUUCCCAAAGGAUCACAUUGUGAGACACAAGAGAUAAUCAUCACCACAAAAAGUGGGAAGAGAUUUUGUGUGAGCCCUGAUGCCGAGUGGGUGAAGAUUAUCAUUCGAGCUAGGAAAGGGUCCAGAUCACAUAACUAAGAAAUGAAGCUGCAGUGGGAUUUACUUGAUUGCCCAAUCGGGGUAUUUGCCAAACAGUUAACGUUGAAAUGAGGGAAGCUCCCUGUAGGACAUUC